Messenger RNA from Cuscuta europaea, 2094 nucleotides. Lineage: Eukaryota; Viridiplantae; Streptophyta; Magnoliopsida; Solanales; Convolvulaceae. The record is from the annotation of a GenBank genome assembly.
UCCGCUGCAGAAGUCCGUGACUCAUUCUAUGAUGGAUACCUGCUUUCAGGCCUCUUUUACAGCUCCAUCUUCUCUCAAAUCAAAGGUAUGUACUCCAAAUUACUUCUACUGAUCACCGUAUGGUUAUACGGAAUUCGGAACACUUUAAAGGCUAAAACCUGGAGCAAGUAUCCUGUAUAUCAUGAUCAGUUAAUUCAUUAUUAUCUGCCCAAUCACAAGAAGUUAUUGUAUACACAAUAUUCAGACCAGUACGCACCUGAAUGGUUGUAUUUUUGGCAAUUGGCAUCGAUACUAUAUGCAGUUGUCUGGUAUUGUAGCUUGCGCCCAAUGCUUGCGUCAAUCUAGGAGUUCAAUAACAAUGUCCAGCGUUAGCUCUAAGAUUAGAGUCCCGCACGUACUAACCGUAGCUGGCUCGGAUUCCGGGGCAGGUGCCGGAAUUCAGGCGGACCUCAAGGCCUGCGCAGCGAGAGGAGUCUAUUGCUCCACUGUGAUCACAGCUGUUACUGCUCAGAACACCGUUGGAGUUCAGGGUGUGCACAUUGUGCCAGAGGAUAUCUUGGCGGAGCAGCUAAGGUCGGUGCUAUCUGAUAUGCGUCCUGAUGUAGUGAAAACAGGCAUGCUUCCUUCGCCUGGCAUAGUCAAGGCCCUUUGUCAGUCUCUUAAGGAGUUUCCCAUUAGAGUUUUGGUGGUUGAUCCUGUUAUGAUCUCUACUAGUGGGCAUACACUAUCUGGCCCCUCAACUUUAGCCAGCUUUCUGGAGGACCUUAUUCCCAUGGCUGAUAUAGUGACCCCGAAUCUGAAGGAAGCAUCUGCGUUGCUAGGUGGUCUGCGCUUGGAAACACUUAGUGACAUGCGAUUCGCUGCUAAAGCUAUACAUGGCUUUGGCCCAAGGAAUGUACUUGUGAAAGGAGGUGACCUGCCUACUUCACUGGAUGCUGUUGAUAUCUUAUAUGAUGGAAACGAAUUUCAUGAGUUUCAGUCCCCUCGCAUAAGAUCAGCAAAUACUCACGGAACUGGUUGCACAUUGGCCUCUUCUAUUGCAGCUGAGUUAUCUAAAGGUUCUUCAAUGGUUUCUGCCAUUAAGGUAGCUAAACGCAGUGUUGAUACAGCCUUAAACUACAGCAAGGAUAUACUCAUUGGAAAUGGUUGUCAGGGUCCUCUUGAUCAUCUAUUGAAGCUUAAGAGUAAUGCACCAAAUUCAUUUAGGGCGCACCAUUUUGAUCCAAGUGAUCUCCUCUUAUACGCGGUUACAGAUUCAAGGAUGAACAAAAAGUGGGGGCAUUCAAUAACCGAUGCAGUGAAAGCUGCCAUAGAAGGAGGUGCUUCUGUUAUUCAGUUGAGGGAAAAGGAUGCUGAAACACUUGACUUCCUGGAAGCAGCAAAAGAUUGUCUGGAUAUAUGUCGCCCCCAUGGUGUACCUUUAUUAAUAAAUGACAGGAUUGACAUUGCACUAGCCAGCGGCGCUGAUGGUGUUCAUGUCGGGCAGACAGACAUGCCUGUGUAUGCUGCCCGGGAACUUCUUGGGCCUGAGAAAAUUAUUGGUGUAUCAUGCAAAACACCAGAGCAAGCCCAUCAGGCAUGGAUAGAAGGGGCUGAUUACAUUGGCUGUGGCGGUGUAUACCCAACAAACACAAAGGAAAACAAUCAGACAAUUGGUUUGGACGGGCUGAAACGUGUCUGUCUUUCUUCACGAUUGCCAGUUGUGGCUAUUGGCGGCAUUGGCAUAUCAAAUGCAGAGGCUUUGAUGGCCUUAGGAAUGCCAAACCUGAAAGGUGUUGCUGUUGUUUCCGCUUUGUUUGACAGGGAAUGUGUUGCUGUAGAAACCAGAAAGCUGCACAAGGUGCUUACUCAAUCAGCCACAAAUGCAAAUUGAAAUCUAAUGGUAUAUCACUCUACUCACUAGUUUCAUGGCUUACACCACAAUUAGUUACCAUUGAAGAGACUGGAUAAACCAUGGACAUGUUUUUUCAUGGCUGUAGUAAAUAUAAUUUCUAUACCGUUGUUUAAACAUGAAGUAUUGUAAAGAAUGUAUCAUUAUAUGACACAUUUGGUAAUUGCUGCUUGCCAUGUUAUCUAAUCGGUGAGCAAUCUCCA